CGGAAGUCGUGUGUGUGUGUGUGUGUGUGUCUGAUCGCGCGUGCACAUGUGUAUGUGUGUUUGCUCGCGCGUGCACGUAUGUGUAACCGCGGUAUGAAAAUGGCGAAUUAGGGGAAGCCACCAUCUCAUACGGAGGAUCAUGGGAAACGCCAGCAGUGAGAGAAGUGCACAGGGAGAAAAAAACCAGAGGAGGAGUGGAGGGAAGGACACCAAAAUCCUCCUGACCGAUGAUACUGACCUGUUCCAGGACGAUGCGAAGGAGUUCUUGGCGUGGCAGAAGGAUGUUCAGUCGCAAACUAAGUGUGUAACUGGACACCCCACGGUCUUUGAGUGGUCCGGACCGGCAAAAGAUGUUUAUGUCUCUGGCUCCUUUAAUAACUGGGCCACAAAAAUCCCUCUGUCCAAGAGUCAGAAAAAUUUCACGGGAAUCGUGGAUCUUCCUGAAGGAGAGCAUCAGUAUAAGUUUUAUGUAGACGGACAAUGGACUUUAGAUCCUAAGAAGCCGGUCAUCACCACUAAAUCCGGCAUCGUCAACAACGUGGUUCUGAUCUGCCAGACCGACUUCGAGGUCUUUGACGCCCUGAAAAGCGACUCUGAGAUUAGCGCCGACGGAUCAGAUGUGUCCAGCUCUCCCCCCGGACCAUACCAUCAGGACCCCUACUCCAUUAAAGCAGAGGAGCGCCUGCGCACUCCGCCCAUCUUGCCUCCUCAUCUGCUGCAGGUUCUGCUGAAUAAAGACACCGGAGUCUCGUGUGAUCCUGCUCUGCUUCCUGAACCCAACCAUGUGAUGCUCAAUCACCUGUACGCUCUCUCCAUCAAGGAUGGCGUGAUGGUCCUCAGCGCUACACAUCGCUACAAGAAGAAAUACGUCACUACACUGCUCUAUAAACCCAUCUGAGCUUCAUCACUCUCACAGUUACAUCGUCAGCACUAUACACACACACACACACACGUGAGGAUGAAACCACCAAAGACAUGAAGCUGCUGUAUUUUACCAAACUCCAUGCUGAAUGCUACAUUCCUGUACAGGAUUAGCCUGAUUAGCAUCUUGUCAAUGUUUUAGUUCAGAGACAGAGAUUUAUUCCAGCACUGAUUUAUUUACUGAAAUUUUAAUGUUUUAUUGAAUAUUUUUUAUAAAGAACAUCCACUGUACUGAACAAGUGAAACUUCUGUUUAGAAAAGAAAUAAACUGUUAAAUAAAA
Hemibagrus wyckioides is the source of this 1202-nucleotide messenger RNA. RefSeq names its product protein kinase, AMP-activated, beta 1 non-catalytic subunit, b (gene prkab1b). The coding region runs from base 140 to 898 and encodes 252 amino acids. Gene Ontology annotation, cellular component: cytoplasm; nucleotide-activated protein kinase complex; nucleus. Gene Ontology annotation, biological process: signal transduction. The record is from RefSeq and is a predicted model, not a curated record. The transcript has 8 exons. Lineage: Eukaryota; Metazoa; Chordata; Actinopteri; Siluriformes; Bagridae. Gene Ontology annotation, molecular function: protein kinase binding.